Dendroctonus ponderosae (mountain pine beetle) is the source of this 1649-nucleotide messenger RNA. RefSeq names its product tetra-peptide repeat homeobox protein 1-like. The record is from RefSeq and is a predicted model, not a curated record. Bases 685 to 1539 code for a protein of 284 amino acids. NCBI's taxonomy places the organism in Eukaryota, Metazoa, Arthropoda, Insecta, Coleoptera, Curculionidae. The transcript is spliced from 4 exons.
CAUUGACGAGAUUCAAGACAAUUCCAUGCUUUAAAUGGUUUUCGCGUGCAUUCAGGUUAAGUUUUCUUUAAUUUUGAUAGGUUUUCCUAAAUAGAUAUAUAUUGAAGAUUCUCAGAAACCGUAAUACUUAGAAUCACAUCUAGACUUAUCUUAGACAAUUAAUGAUUGCGAAUAAGCUCAAAAAAUAUCCGAAACGACAUGCUUCAGUCCCAUUUUUGCAUUUCACCAUAAAAGUAGUUCAACAGGAUCAAUUUACCAUCUGAGUAGAAACAUUCAAAAGCUUUAUGAACGUGCAUUAUUUAAUUUUCCAUAUAAAUCGGAAAAGUUAUAAUCGGUUUCAAGAGCAGCCGCCGAUUACCUUGAAACGGUUUUUACUUUCGUUCGUUCAGCCUUUUGGUGUUGGCCAAUAAGAAUAAAUCUGCAGCUGGUGAAGAGUCACGGCUUUAUGUAAUGGAUGGUGUCCGACCGAAAUCCGCAUUUUUAUGUUGCCCUCUGGGCGCGAAGAAGUUACGUUGUUAUCGUGCACCGAUUAAAAUAAAGAAAGCAGAAUUUUUAAGCAUUUUGAUACGAAAAAAUCUAUCCCACCCAGACACCCGGGUGCAUAUAAAAAUGUGAAAUUCGGAAAGUGUCAUCAGUCUUCUUCGAGAGCUUGAUCACAUUUUCUACAACUUUAUUGGGUGUGCAAUGAAGUCCUUAGCGUUUGUCCUUCUCCUAGCGCUUUCCACUGGUUGGGCCCACCCAGGCAACAAAGUAAAGCGUGGCUUUUUGCAUGGAGGGCCCAUUGCUUCUGGAAGCGUAGAAGUCGGUGGCGGACACUUAGAUAUUCCUUCAGUGCCUUCAUUGCCCUUAGAAAAUGAGAUCCACUCUAGCGGAGCGUCCGGGUUCUCUUCUUCUGGAUUUUCAGGGGUAGCAGGUGCAGGUGUAGGAGUAGGUGUAGGCGUAGGAGCUGGAGUAGGUGUAAGAUCGCUUUCUUCAGCCGGUUCCAUUGUUGGACAAUCACUAGGAUCAGGAGCGGUUUUGGCUGGAGGUGUCAGUGGCGGAGCUCCAGGGCCUCUAGGAGGUCCUGACCUACACUCCAAUGAAGCUCACUACCACUUGGGACACUCAGUUCAGCGUCACGUCUCCAUUCUGCACAGAAUUGGCGUGCCAGUUCCUCAACCGUACCAAGUGCAGGUGGAGAGGCGAGUUCCAGUUCAGGUUCCAACUCCAGUUGAUGUACCAGUAGACCGUCCCUACCCAGUGCACGUGCCGCGCCCGUAUGAGGUCAAAGUCUACAAAGAUGUGCCAGUUGAGGUCGACCAACCAAUCCAAGUGCCCGUUCAAGUACCAGUGCACAUCAACGUGCCUCACCCAGUGAAGGUGGUGCAGGAAGUGCCAGUUCCAGUACAUAUCAUCAAAAAUGUACCCGUCCCGGUCCCACACCCAAUCAUCGUGAAACAGAAGGUUCCUGUUGCAAUCCACGCCCACAUUGAACCCGUGGACAUUCACUCCCACCACUCCCACCACUCCUCACAUUACGAUGCUCAUCACGGGUGGUGAUUUUUGGGAUCUGCGAUUAAUCGACUGAUUCUCUUUGUUUUGUUGUCUAGUCCUUAGGUUAAGAAGUUGUUUGUUUCUGUUGAAUUUUAAUAAAUGUUCUAUAAAGUUUA